Messenger RNA from Babesia microti strain RI, 1248 nucleotides. RefSeq lists its product as hypothetical. The transcript has a single exon. The record is from RefSeq and is a predicted model, not a curated record. Bases 1 to 1248 code for a protein of 415 amino acids. NCBI's taxonomy places the organism in Eukaryota, Apicomplexa, Aconoidasida, Piroplasmida, Babesiidae.
AUGACUAGUGGUAUUGGAGAAUUCGCCCAGUACGACACUACAUCUCUGGUAUCACGGGAGAUACUAAAAGUGUUCACACACGGACUUCUUGAUGACUCUUACUCAUCUACUACCACAUUGCCCUUGUUAAAGCGAAGAAUAACACAACUUGAAGGCAUAAGCACUGAAAUUCAACUGUUAUUCAAGAAACAGCUGGAGGAUAAGUUAUCAAGCAUAUCGACUAUAUGCAAAUGCAACAGUACGACCCAGCACUUUUCAUCGGCGCCUCAGUUAUUUUAUUUGAGUUUCCUGCAGAAACUGAACAAUGCUGCCAAUAGUUUCGCCGAGUACCAGAGUAUACAAGCUUAUAUCUCAAAUGCUGAGCUUGUUAAUCACAUAUCCAAUGGAAGUUCUGCGUAUGGAUUUAAUCUGGCAAUGCAGUACAAACAUAAUGAUGGCGUUUUGGGCCAGAAAAGUAGAGAAAGGAUUACUUUUGAAUUUAAUAAUUUUAUAUGCAAGCAGGACGAGAUAUGUAAGUAUUUAACAGAAUAUCACAACAGCAAGCUGAAUGCUGAAUUGAGUUAUAUAUUUGUGCAGAAGAACGGCAGCUGGGUGGUAACAAACAAUGCCAAGCGACUUAACCAGUUCAUUGCCAGUUGCUUAUUAUCUAGUAUGGAUUAUGCCAUAGCCAAACGAAUUGACAUUGCCAUAAAGCCUUAUCUUUACGACAAAAUUCAAAUCACGACUUUGGAGAAUCCAUUAAAGAAUAUAACCAUUUCAGCCUCGCAAUCGUUGCUAGCUUUGUGUCGAUCACUCACAUUCUUAACUGAUUUGCACUUGCAAAUUAAAAAUCUGGACACUUAUAUAUUGAACUGUGAAAGUUAUGUAUCCAAUCGACUAAUGAAGUGGCUAAACUCACUUAUCAUAUCAUUGACUUGGGAUACAAAAGGAAUGUACGACAUUGUACAUAUGGGUUUAUUGACCUUUUACUUUGUGCAACUUAGAUCAUUCUUGCUACCCGAAUUGGCUUCUACAGUCAAGCACAUUUUGGGCGGCAUUUUAGUAAUAGUUAACAUUGGCGAUGGAGGUAACAGCCACGAAGAAUGGCGUAAUAAACUGCGUGUCGGAAGUGAAUACCAAGUGAAUCCGUACAAGGGCUGGAUUCCUGGAAAGCCUUUCAAGGGCAUUCAUAUACCCCUCACAGCAACUGCACUAGAAUUGUCCAAUAUAGCGAUUUCCCUGAUGCAGUUAUUCGACAGUGUGGAUUAG